Molecule: messenger RNA, 714 nt
Organism: Bathycoccus prasinos
Lineage: Eukaryota; Viridiplantae; Chlorophyta; Mamiellophyceae; Mamiellales; Bathycoccaceae
Product: PREDICTED: similar to Zinc finger protein 271 (Zinc finger protein 7) (HZF7) (Zinc finger protein ZNFphex133) (Epstein-Barr virus-induced zinc finger protein) (ZNF-EB) (CT-ZFP48) (Zinc finger protein
Exons: 1
Coding region: 1-714 (237 amino acids)
Biological process (GO): regulation of transcription by RNA polymerase II
Cellular component (GO): nucleus
Molecular function (GO): DNA-binding transcription factor activity, RNA polymerase II-specific; sequence-specific DNA binding
Source: RefSeq, a predicted model, not a curated record
AUGCGCACCGUAGGAGUCAACCUCCUCCUCCCCUCUAAAGUCUCGCGUACGAGUACGUAUACUACCGCGAGACGAAGAAAGAGUCCACAUCCGAAAAGAGCGGUGAACGCGAGGAGGACGGUUUUGAAGGUUUCGAGAGAAGAAGAAGAACCAAAUUUGGUGUUGUGUUUGAGGAUUCCUGAUGAUGAGGAGGAUGGUCUCGAGGCGAAUCAAAAUCAGAUACAAAAAGAAGACGAAGAAGAGGGAGUAGAAGAAGGAGAAGAAGAGAUAACUGUUAGGGAAGGAGCGAAGAGAAAGAUAGGGCACGAGUGCGAUGUGUGCGAGAAGGUGUUUCGAUAUCCAUCACAGUUGACCAGACACAUGCGUACUCACACGAACGAGAAACCGUACAAAUGCGAUGUUUGCUGGAAGUGUUUUCGUCAAUCUGGUCAUUUGCAAACCCACAUGCGCAUUCACACGAACGAGAAACCGUACGAAUGUGAUUUUUGCGAUAAAGCUUUUCGUGAUUCUGGUAAUUUGAAAAGGCACAUGCGUAUUCACACGAACGAGAGACCGUAUGAGUGUGACGUGUGCGAGUGGCGUUUUCGUCAUUCUGGUCAUUUGCGAAGCCACAAGCUUAUUCACACGGGCGAGAAACCGUACGAAUGCGAUUUGUGCGAGAAGCGUUUUCGUCGAUCUAAUACUUUGAAAAGGCACAAGCGUCUCUGUCAUUAG